Guillardia theta CCMP2712 is the source of this 766-nucleotide messenger RNA. RefSeq lists its product as hypothetical. The transcript is spliced from 7 exons. Lineage: Eukaryota; Cryptophyceae; Pyrenomonadales; Geminigeraceae. The annotation marks the transcript as partial. The record is from RefSeq and is a predicted model, not a curated record.
AGAUGGUCAAUGCUCCUCAGGGGGAAAAGUGUACCAACCUGGUCAAGCGCGAUGUGUACGGGCGAGUGCGACAUGCUUGGGCGAGGGAGGCUAAAGUUGUCAACUGUGAUCCACUGCACUGCAAGGGAGUCUGGAAACCUCCACCGGAGAGACAAGUCAACCGGUCGUCCGGGCAAGUCUUGGCUGGCGCCGUCCAACGAGCACGUCGAAAGCAUGAGGAGCUGCCGAGAGAGAAGGCACCUGAGCUCGUGGGAAAUGCUCACAGGGUUGGCAACGCCCACCAAGCGUUCAUCCGCGAGAUGCGCGAGCUCGAACAGAAGAAGCUGGGGGAGCCAAGACCAGCGACGGUCCCGGCCAUGAACGUCCCUCAAGCCUUUCAUGUCCAGCGUUUCUUCGAUCGAGCGGCGCAUCACGGAGAAGCAGCGGUGGGAAUGAGGACGCGACGGGCUGAGGCGGACAAGAAGGACCCUCGUCAACCCUUCGACCGCACCCAACGAUUAGGACACACGCAGCAUCGCACAGAGAUUGACAUUGAUGCGAGGAUGGACGACGUGUGGGGAGCCUUUCACAUGGGGCGGGGACUCAAGCAGGGGCAGCUGGCUGGCAGCAACUACAUCGAGAAAUAUCAUGGCGACACGGAGGUGAAAGUUUACGUGGGAAACUUGUCCAAAGAUGCCGACAUGAACGAACUGAAGGAGAUGUUGGGGCUCAACAAACAAGAGAUCAUCUUGUCUGACCCUCAAGCGGCGGCGGCAUCCAAGCUUUU